UACCCCGCGGGGAAUUUGAAUUUGUUUCGGCGACAUUGCUCCUCGCGCUGGCGGCGGUUAGACUCAGGCGCUGCUUCUGUUAACGGGCGGGGACCGGUAAACAAAAACAAACAAAUAAGUAAAUAAAUAAAUAACUGGCGCUGCCAUGACUUCCAAGAACAUCAUCAGCAGCCGCUUCGGCCUCCGCAGAGCGGAUGUGUCCCGGUCCGAGAGCGACACCGACACAGUCCGUAAAGAAAACGCGCUGCUCAAGAAGUCCCUGGAGGAGCUGAGCAAGGGCCAGACGUGGGAACGCGAGCGGAACCGGCUGUUGGAGGCUCUAGAGAAAAACCAGCAAUGGCUGAUAUAUGACCAACAACGGGAGGCUUACGUCAGGGGUCUGCUUGGCCGCAUAUUUGAGCUAGAACAACAAAAUAGUCGGUGUUCUGACUCCAAAGAAGAAACAAAUCAACAGCUGGAAAAUAAACAGAAAUACUAUGAGCAACUGCUUUCAUCUACGAGAAGGGAUUGUGAAGCACAGCGUGAUAUUGCAGAAAGACUUAAAUUGGAGCUUUCUGAUGUGAAAAAGCAUUAUGAAGAGAAGAACUUGGAGGUCAAUGCCUUAAAUGUCAGACUGCAAGCAGAACAAGGUUGCAGUAAAUGGAAGGCUGAUGAAGAAAAGAAGUGCUCAGCUGAAAAAAUACAGAAACUUCAAACAGAGUUAGAAAAUUUAAAAGCUCAAUAUGAAGAGGAGAAAAAAAGAUCAGCGGACUUGUUAUAUCAGAUACAGCUCCUUCAAAGGUCGUCUAUAAAUCAACAAGAAGAACAGACAAGAAAUAGAAUGAUGGAACAACAGAUGCAAAACCUUACAUUAGAUUUUGAGAGCGAGAAACAAGAUCGCCAAAAGCUGCAACACCAAUUACAGAAAGUCUUGAAAGAGCUGCAUAAGGCACGAGAACAGAUCACCAGACUGGAGAAUACACAAGUACAAGACAUCUGCCUCUCAGAUCCAGUGUUAUACAGGAAUGGUGAUGAUGAAGACAAAUUGCCUUUGCCAAAGUCCAACAAUCUUCUUGAUGAGAGUUUCUUGGCAUGCCCCAAGUGCAAAGCUCAAUAUCCCACAAGUCAACACCGUGAUCUUUUGGACCAUGUUGAUUAUUGUAAUUACUAGAAUCCAUGCUGCCCUUUUUUUCUCAUUUCACUUAAAGUUGUAAUCAGAAAGCUACAGUUUGCGAAUAAACAUUUGAACAUUAAAUGAA
Rhincodon typus (whale shark) is the source of this 1238-nucleotide messenger RNA. RefSeq names its product centrosomal protein 55 like (gene cep55l). The record is from RefSeq and is a predicted model, not a curated record. The coding region runs from base 146 to 1150 and encodes 334 amino acids. Gene Ontology annotation, biological process: regulation of phosphatidylinositol 3-kinase/protein kinase B signal transduction; mitotic cytokinesis. NCBI's taxonomy places the organism in Eukaryota, Metazoa, Chordata, Chondrichthyes, Orectolobiformes, Rhincodontidae. The transcript has 6 exons.